AUGACUCAUUGUAACCAUAUUGAACAGAUUAUUGGAGAACCAAAGCUCAGAGAUAAUGUAAUGAAAACAUUCAAUAUCACAAAAUAUAUUCUAACACAUUCAUCCCAAAAUGAUAAGUUAAUGUAUACUAUGUGUUGCUCGACAUGUAACGAGGUUAAUGCCGGAUCUAGUUUUAUAUGUUUACAAUGUGAAUAUGUAGGUUGUUGGAAUAAUACUCAUUUUAAAGACCAUUCUGUUCAGAAGAAUCAUAUUUUCGGAAUUAAUUCAAGUAAUCAAUUAUUAUAUUGUUUCAAAUGUCAGGAUUAUGUUGGAGAUGUUGAAAUGAUUAAUUCUUCUUUCCUAAACAAAUCAUGGGAUGAAAUAAAUAGUACCACAGAUAUUCCACAAAUGAAACGGAGAGAUGGUCUCUAUGGAUUUAUUAAUAUGGGAUCUACCUGUUUCAUCAGCAGUGUCAUACAAUGUUUGAUUCAUAAUCCUUAUAUUGUAAAUUUUUCAAUGAGUCAACAACAUUAUAACAAAUGCCAAAUUAAAGAUCCAACAGGAUGUAUAUCAUGCUCUUUAGAUAUCAUCAUAGCAGAAUCAUAUGGGAAUAUGGGGAAUAAAAAUUCAGAUAGUAGAACUCCAGUAGAUCCACAUGAAGGGUUCAUAUCAUUCUUGAACUGUGCGUGGAAGAUAAACCAGAACUUUGCUGGUUAUUCACAACAGGAUGCUCAUGAAUUUCUACAGUUUCUAUUAAAUCAACUGCAUAACGAUUACAAAAGGGUUGAACAUCGAACUAGCACCACUACUGAUGGAUCUAGUUGUAAAUGUUUGAUACAUUCCAUGUUUCAAGGUGCUUUAAAAAGUUCUAUUGUUUGUUCAAGUUGUAACGAUGAUUCAAAGACUAUUAUAGACCCAUUCAUGGAUUUAUCGUUAGAUAUUAAGGAUAAAACAACAUUAUAUAACUGUUUGGAUAGUUUUCACAAGAGGGAAACAUUGAACGAUUAUCAUUACCACUGUCCACAAUGUGAUACUACAGAUGAUCCAACAAAACAAUUAACUAUCGAUAAACUGGGGUCUAUGCUAACUUUACAGCUAAAACGAUUCGAACAUUUACCUAAUGGUAAUAAUGUUAAAUUAACAAAUUUUGUGGAAUAUCCGUUAUAUUUAAAUGUGACAAAAUAUUUCGAUGACGGUAAAACGGAUCAUCAAGUUAUUGCGAAGGAUAUUACAUUUGAGUUGAUUGGAGUUGUCUCACAUAAAGGUACAGUUAAUGAGGGUCAUUAUAUAUCUACUUUGAAAGUAAAUGAAGAUAAAUGGUUUAGGUUCAAUGAUUCGAUGGUUUCAGAAAUAUCCCAGGAACAAGCAUUAAAUGAUGAAGCUUACUUAUUAUUCUAUAUGAUUAAAGAAGUAAAAUAA
Messenger RNA from Maudiozyma saulgeensis, 1398 nucleotides. The record is from the annotation of a GenBank genome assembly. NCBI's taxonomy places the organism in Eukaryota, Fungi, Ascomycota, Saccharomycetes, Saccharomycetales, Saccharomycetaceae.